Molecule: messenger RNA, 918 nt
Organism: Cylicostephanus goldi
Lineage: Eukaryota; Metazoa; Nematoda; Chromadorea; Rhabditida; Strongylidae
Source: the annotation of a GenBank genome assembly
GUUGACGCAGAGACUGGAUAUCCCAAUCUUGCUAAAUGGGCGAAGAUUUUCACCACUGGCAUAGUGUUUGACCCACUCAGAGUACGGCAAUGCGCCAAAAAAUUGGCAAGUGAUGCAAGCGAGAGGAAGAGAGAUGGUUGUAUCGUAGCUACCACCGCUCUAAAUUCUAUGGUCAACCAACAAAAUACCAAUGCUUAUAUGUGCGAUGAACUCGUAUUAGAAAAAUUCCACGAAAACGUAGCAAAGAUAUGCGAAACUCACCCAGAAGAAGUAGUGAAGAAGUUGGAAGAGGUCCGCUCUGCCUUAUUCUCUCGUGGUGUCAAUGCACAUUUUCUCUGCAAUGUCGACCUUAUCGAUGACAAACUUUUCAAUCAUUACCAGUGGGACUUUGUCGAGACUGGUUUUGGAAAGGCUGAAAAAUUUAUGGGCAAAGCGGGUGAAUCCGUAGACAUGGACUUCGUUGGGAGACAGAAAGUGUUGGGUGUUGGUGGAUCUGAAUCUUCCUUUAUAUAUCAGACUUGUACGAUGGAUUGCGAUUGGAUGAGUGAAGAAUUAGUUCCAACAAUGUUGUUCACGCAAUACUUGAGCCAGUGUGAAGGUGAGACUCCUUUUUAUACCCCAACUUUUUGUCACAUCGGUGAUACUCUGCAAAGUGCGAUCGUAUGUUUAGGUCCGCUUUGGAGAGGCAUUCGCGGUGAUGGCCUUGCCUACGGCGCCAAUAUCUAUACGAGAUAUGAACGUCGGAUAAUCUUUCUUUCUUUGUAUAGAUGCGCACAACCAGUAGAAGCUUACGAACGCACAAAGAAGAUUGUGAAUGAUGUUUUGAAAAGCGGGAAUGUUGUGGAGUCCGAGUUCGAGGCUGCAAAGAGGUCACUGAUUUGCGAGAUGAUGCAGUGUGAAGAGACGUUGGAGAUAUGA